GAAAAGUUGCACAGUCAGAGUUGCAGAACAUUUAUUUCCACCAGAAACUUAUUUCAUCUGAAUUCAGAAGGGCCGUUGAUUGCGUGUUAAUUUGCAGCGAUAGUUGCCAUUUACAGCUCAUUUUAUUCUUCUAUUUGACUUUUAGCAAUGUAUCUUAAACUUGUGCAAACGAGAAUGUAUGCAAAUGCGCUUUCUGAGCUGGCAUUAAAGAAACACCUGGCACCAAUAAAGUCCUUCUGCAGCACAACAAAAGGACAGACCGUGGUCUCGGAACGCAGGGGGUCAGUGGUCACCAUCGCCCUUAACCGUCCCGAGGCGCGUAACGCCGUGAACCAGGAGACUGCAAGGCAUCUGCUGGAGGAGCUGGAGGCCUUCGAGCGUGAGCCGGACUUGAAUGUAGCUGUCCUGCACGGCAUAGGAGGUAAUUUCUGCGCUGGUUACGAUCUGAAAGAACUAGCCAAUCGCACAGCCUCACUCAAAUUGGAGCGAGAUGUCACCAAGGGUUCCGCUCCAAUGGGUCCCUCCCGUUUGCAGUUGUCCAAGCCCCUGAUAGCAGCGGUCAGCGGAUUUGCCGUGGCCGGAGGAUUGGAACUGGCCCUGCUGGCUGACCUACGAGUUGUAGAGAAGAGUGCCAUCAUGGGCGUGUUCUGCCGCAGGUUUGGAGUUCCGCUCAUUGAUGGUGGGACCGUGAGACUCCCACGACUCAUUGGUCUUUCCAGAGCCCUGGACAUGAUUUUGACCGGGCGGCCCAUCGGCGCACAGGAAGCCCUUGCGUAUGGGCUGGCGAACCGAGUUGUCCCGGAUGGGGAAGGAUUACAGGCCGCCCUGCAGAUAGCCGAACAGAUCAGCUCAUUUCCUCAAGAGUGCAUGAGGGUCGAUCGCUCGUCGGCCAUCUACAGCUGCUACGAGGCAUCCUCCUUUACACAGGCCAUGCAGUAUGAGACUGACCAUGGAGAAGCAGUCAUCUUGUCCGAAGCUGUCGCUGGGGCAACUAAAUUCACGACUGGAACUGGACGAGGGGGGAAAUUUCCUUGAGAUUUUUGUGUGAUGUGUGGGUUAUAUUGCUUUAUAAAUUUACAGUAAUAUGCAGAGUGUGUCUCGGUCAUGUCUUAUUUUGAUUACAAUCCUUGGCAAAAAUCAUGGAGACGCCAGUCCUUGGCAUUAAUAGUGUUAUGUGCAGGCCUCCCGUGAACAGUUUGUGUACUUACUUGAGUGUGUGUUUAUGCGUCUGUGCCUGAUAUGAGGUAGCUUUGAUGCUAGUUGUCACUCCUCACACCCAGAUAAGAUAAAACUCCAUGCAGCAAUAGCAGAGAGGCAGAGAUCCGGACACCUUUGGGUUCUUAUCAGCAAGGCCCAUCAAAAUCUGAUGUGGCACCAUGAAGACAUAACACAG
This is a messenger RNA of Corythoichthys intestinalis (scribbled pipefish), 1393 nucleotides long. RefSeq lists its product as uncharacterized. The transcript is spliced from 7 exons. The record is from RefSeq and is a predicted model, not a curated record. The coding region runs from base 148 to 1035 and encodes 295 amino acids. Gene Ontology annotation, molecular function: catalytic activity. NCBI's taxonomy places the organism in Eukaryota, Metazoa, Chordata, Actinopteri, Syngnathiformes, Syngnathidae.